Molecule: messenger RNA, 6201 nt
Organism: Gopherus evgoodei (Goodes thornscrub tortoise)
Lineage: Eukaryota; Metazoa; Chordata; Testudines; Testudinidae
Product: serine/threonine-protein kinase 10-like
Exons: 18
Coding region: 440-5176 (1578 amino acids)
Biological process (GO): protein phosphorylation
Molecular function (GO): ATP binding; protein serine/threonine kinase activity
Source: RefSeq, a predicted model, not a curated record
GAAGCGUGAGGGAGCUCCAGACGUCUCCCUCCCAGCUCUGUCCCUCAGCAUCGAUUCCUGAGAGGGAGAGGUCACUGGAGCCACAGGCCCAUGGAGCGGGGGUGUCUAGUUUGAUAUCUUGGUGGCCCCACGGCUGGAAGAGAUUCUCGGCGCUUCAGAGGAGCAGGACUUUGAGAGGAAAAACGUCGGUAUUUCUGCCUUUUUUUUAGCCUCCUGCUCCCUCCCACAUCUGCUGUCAUCCUCCCCAGUGCUCUGACGCCCGUAUGCUCCAGAGGUUUCUGUCUAGGGAUCCACCAAACACACACACAGGUUAUGAAGUGACGACGUCUCUACUGGUUAGUCCUUUCUCCCCAAGGGCUCUGAAUGGGGGUCUCCUCUGGUCUUCACCUUUCCUCCCCAGGCUGAGCCCAGGGGGACCUGUCCUGCCAGGCCCAGGGCCAUGGCCUUCCUCCUCAAGUUUUUCCGUUUCGGCGCGGAGAAGAAGAAGGCAAAACACUACGAGAACGUGAAGCGAGAUGUCAACCCAGAGGACAUAUGGACAGUGCUGGGGGAGCUGGGGGAUGGUGCCUUUGGGAAAGUCUUCAAGGCACAGAACAAGGUGACAGGGGUUCUGGCUGCUGCGAAGGUGAUUGACUCUCAGAGUGAGGAGGAGCUGGAAGAUUACGUGGUGGAGAUAGACAUCCUUGCCUGCUGCGAUCACCCAAACAUUGUCAAGCUGCUGGAUGCACUGUACUGGGACAGCAGGCUGUGGAUCCUGAUUGAGUUUUGCCCAGGAGGAGCAGUGGAUGCAGCAAUCCUGGAGCUGGAGAAGGGUCUGACGGAGGAGCAGAUCCAAGUGGCCUGUAAGCAGAUCCUGCUGGCUCUGCAAUAUCUCCACAGCUGCAAGGUCAUCCACAGGGAUCUGAAGGCUGGGAAUGUCUUGCUGACCUUGGAAGGAGAUGUAAAGCUGGCUGAUUUUGGAGUCUCUGCCAAAAACUCCCAGACCCUGCAGCGACGGACAUCCUUUCUUGGGACACCAUAUUGGAUGGCUCCAGAAGUGGUGCAGUGUGAGACCUCAAAGGAGAACCCCUAUAACUACAAGGCUGACAUCUGGUCCCUGGGGAUCACCCUGAUUGAGAUGGCUGAGAUGGAACCCCCCUACCACGAGCUGAACCCCAUGAGGGUGCUGCUGAAAAUCUCCAAGUCCCAGCCACCCACCUUGCGCUGUCCCAAGCGAUGGUCGGAGGAGUUUAAAGACUUUCUGAGAAAAUCGCUGGAGAGGAAUCCUGAGGUCCGGUGGUCAGCCAGCCAGCUCCUGCAGCACCCCUUCGUGGCAGAGGUGUCAGAGAAGCGGCCCCUGCGGGAGCUGAUUGCAGAGGCCAGGGCAGAGGUGAUGGAAGAGGUGGAAGAGGAGGAGGAAGAAGGACAUGUCUCAUCACCACGCCAUGAUCACAAAGACUCCUUCUACAAGCAGGAAACGCCGCCCCAGUCCUGUCAGAACCUGGAUGGGAGGGAAAUGCAAUCCCUCCCCAUAGCAGGAGCUGGCAGGGAGAUGGACAUGAUGGCCCAGCCAGCCAGCCAGCUUGCUCUGCCAGCAGAGGAGAGCAAACGGGAAGAGCAAAUGGGCUCGCCAAAGAAUCAGACUGGGAGCCCUCUCCCUGCUGGCCAGCCUGAGUUCCAAGGACCUGGGGUCAACCACAGUGUCCAGGGGGACUCCGUCCCCGAUGGUCCCUGGAUGAGGGCAAAAAAAACAUCUGACUUCCUGAAACAAAUGAGGCGAAAGUCCGCACCCAUGUUUGCGGCUUCCCGGGAGCUGCGCGGCUCCAUGAGGCUCCCCUCCCGGAGACCCACCGAUGUCCUGAAGCUGAUGAGACGCAGGUCGUUCUUUGGUGGGUUGAAGUCACAAGAAAAUGCCAGGGAACAAGGUGGGAUCAAUGGAAAGCCAGUGGUGCAUACAGCCAGUGGGAAAGAUCAAGGUGAGGAGCAGUUGCCUUCAUGUCCUGAACCUCAGCCAUGUGUGGGGCUGAAGGAGACCAUGCCAGAUCCCUUCCGCGCAGCAGCACUCAAACCAGAAGCAGAGAAGGACUUUAAAGGGAACCAUGAAAAGGGGCCCAGCCCUCUAGAGAGCCCAGCCCAAGCAAGAGAACAUUGUACUGGGCUAAAUCAUUUAGCAUCAUCUAAAGAUCCAACGGAAGGGCAAGAGAUGGAAACAGAAGAAGCAGAAAUUGCUGAUGAUCAGGCCAAGCCUGUAUUGGGAGAAACUCAGGCAGGUUUUGAACUCCCUGACUCAAACAUAACAGACAGAGUUUCCUCCACAGAAGCAGAAAGUCAACAGGCAACUGUAGGCCUGGAGGACAGAACCCAGACAUGCCCCACUUUACUCUCAGUGAGAAAUAUGGAAAACCUAUCAAAUAGCGAUUCUACCAGUAAUUUACUGGCUCUGCAGAAAUGCACAAGAGCAACUAAGUGGGACUUGUCUGAAGGCUCAGCUGGCAUGGGAGAAGGGCAGACCGUGGAUGAGAAUCCUCCCCCCAGUUCCUGGAAAUGGAGGAGUCAGGGUGAAAGGACAGAGGAAAUACGACGUCUAGGCAAGAAACAUUACUUGGAUUGUGCAUCUGUGAGCAGCCCUCUUGCAAACCUGGACGUGAGUGAGGGUACACGACUAUUAGCCGCUCUUGACCUUUGUCAGACUAGUAUUAAAGUUCUGAGCAUCAAAGAAUCCUUGAGACAGCUCCAGCCCAAAGGUGCUGGAGCGUGUACAGAUAAGGAAGUGAGAGGGGUUAGAUUACAGAAUGAAAAUUGCUCAAAUGGAGCAGAAGCACAAGAAGGUGGAAGCCCAGAGACUUCUGGGGAGCUAGCAGAGCAGACACACUGUGAAACUGAGAAUGAAAGACUGCCCAAGAAAUUAGAGCAGAGUGGUGAGAAUUGGCAGCAGGUAGAAACCUUCUCAGUAAAGAAUGAAGCAGGAGACAUGGAGAAUGCGGAUGAAAACACAAAGGUGGGAUCAGCAACCUUAGAAGAGCCGUGUUGUAUGGGAGAGAUUGCAGUGAUUGAGAAUGGAGAGAACAAUACAGUGAUCGCUAGUUCUGCUAGGGAGACAGUGGUUCCAGCCAAUGAGGAAACAGGGAAGAAUGAGCAAGAAACUAUAGACAAUAAUAUAAGGGAUCAUUUAAAUGAAGAUCAGCAUUCAGGGGCGGACACCUCCCCCACAUUGAUCAUGGGGUCAGCGCAUGAGGAGUCAGAAGGAGAUAUUGUAAACAAGGUUGUAGAGGAGCAUUUAAAGGGAGACAAAAAUUCAGUGAUGGACACAUCCAGUCAGGAGAUACUGGUACCAGCAAGAGAGGAAGCCCAGGAAGGCAGCAUAGAAAAUAUAACACUUGGUCAUUUAAAUUUAGAGGAUCAAAACCCAGUGGUGGAUACCUCCCCCAAGGAGAAUCUAGUGCCAGCUAAGGCACACACAGGGGAGAAAGUGGAAGACACUGCAGAUAGCCCUAGGGGUGGCCCAUUAAAUGUUGUUGAGAACAGAGACCAUGAAGCUAGGGAAGAUAGAAAUGGUAGAGAAACAGCAAAGGAAGAGAGACACCCACCCGGAGAAGGUCUGGCAGAGGCUGUUCUGUGUCCAGAAGGGGCCUCAGAGGAUGGAGCUGAAAGAGAAGAGAGAAGUGCCCCCCUGGAGAAUGGAGCAGAACUGGAGCCCCAGGGGGAACCUAUUGGGCACCCAAAGGUAAGGAAGAACGUUAGCUUUGCUGAGGCACCCCUGGGCUGCCCUGCCUCCCUGAAACAGGUAGCUAAUGGAGGAGCAAUGAGGAAUGGAAAAGAUCCCAGUGGUAAGGGCGAUUCAACCUUAAAUGAUGGUUUAAUACACAACCAAGAAGAGACGCCAACUUCACCAGGCAAUACAGAGUUUGACACGCACCGCCACCUUCCUUCAGCAAGACUGCAAACCCUGCGCUGCGCACAAGACAUGUCACAGGAGGGUGUCUCCCUAAGAAGAACAGUGAAGAAAACCAGGAAGUUUGUUGUGGAUGGGAAGGAGGUCAGCGUGACAACCUCAAAGACCAUCAGCGAGGUGGAUACAAAGGGCGAGAAGAUGCGCUCAGCUCGGCGCCAGGAGCUGCAUGAACUCCGCCUUCUCCAGAAGGAAGAGCAGCGAGCCCAGAGCCAGCUGGAGCAGAAGCUCCAUCAGCAGCGGGAGCAGAUGUUCCGCCACAUUGAGCAGGAAAUGACGAGUAAGAAGCAGUAUUAUGACCAUGAGGUGGAGAUCCUGGAGCGGCACCAUCAGCAGGCCCGGGAGCGCCAGGAGCACGAGUUCACCACCAGGCUACGCGAUGAGGCCAAGCGGCUGAAAGCCCUGCAGGAGAAGGACUAUGGCAAGAAGCUGUCGGCCUUCAGGGGCAACAGGAGAGAGGAGCAGAGAUUUCUGCAGCAGCAGCAGGAGGAGCUAAACCUGGCCUUGCAGAAAGUCGUCCAGGAGCACAAGAAGAAAGUGACCUCUAUCGAGUGGGAGUGCGUCAGCAAGAUCCACAGCCUCAGGAGAGCCCGGGAGGCCGUGGUGUGGAGCAUGGAGCAAGGUCACCUGCAGGAGAAGUAUCAUCUCUUCAAGCAGCAGGCGAAGGAGCAGUACUCGCUCCAGCGGCAGCAGCUCAGCAAGCGGCAUGAGAAGGAAACUGAGCGGAUGAGCCGGUUCCACCUCCUCCUGCUGGACGAGCUGAGGAACCAGCAGGCGCAGCAGCACGCUCAACUGCUGAAAACCCAGCGCGGGGACGCCAAGCUCCGCUUAGCCAUGUUCAAGGAGAGUCUGAAGAUCCAGGAGGUGACGGGCACUGAGCAGAAGGACAGGACCAAGCAGUUCCUGCAGCAAGAGGAGGGGCGCCAGCGGGCAGAGGUGCAGCUACAGCAGCAGCAGCACAAGGAGCAGCUGCAGGAUCUGCAGCAGGAUCUGGCUGAGAACCUGAGUGAGCUGGAGCAGUUACAGAGUGAGAAGCUCCGCCUGCUGGUCGAACAGGAGAAGAAGCAGCUGAAGGGGCUGGACGACGAACACACCCUGGAGCUGAGCGAGUGGAAACAGCGGCUCGCUACCCGCAAAGAAAUGCUUGAGGCGUCGCUGGCUCACGUGAACCCGCUGCAGCAGAAGGAGCUGCACCGUGGCAGCGAAUCAGGCAGCAGGAUAUCCCGGUUCUUCCACUUCCCUUCCUGACAGCCUGUGUAGGAGUGGAGACGACCAGCACGGGUCCUAAGCUCCUUCUCCCCGUGAGCUGCAGAUCAGCUUGGCUGGAGCAGAGACGGUGCCUGAGAGCUGCCAGCAGAAAAUCCCUCCUGUACCUCUAGUCAGUGGGUUUGAUCAAGGUGCCAGUCAACCAGAAAGGCCCCAUGUGACAGUGCCAAGGACUCUGGGUGGGCUGCUCUCUGCAGUGACACUGCCAGGGGGACCCCAGGCCUAGAGCUCUGCAGUCAGUAGGGCAAGACAAGCAAAGACACGUGGCAUGUAGUGGUGGGCAGAAGAGAAGACAAGUGCAUCUCAGGCAGUUGGACACAGAGCCUGUAGGGAUAUGGGACAACCCAUUAAUACGAUCAGCUGGAGGAGAAGAUUCACUUGCGUUAGCCUUCACCCAGCUGCGUACAUUCCGCUCCCAAAGCUGCGAGACUGAACUCCUCCUGCCCUCUGGGCUAGGGGUGGGGCUGUUAUAGCUUACGGCAGGGGCAGGCCAUUAUUUGUUCUCAGCGUCUACAUUUCUUGGUCAAGGAUUAGUCAAGGUCCAGACUCCAGAAAAAAAUAAAUAAUUUAAAAAGCCCAACGAUGAUAAGUAAAUAAGAUUUCAGGGUCUGUUCCAAAGCAUCUGGUGGUCUGGAUUUGGCCCAUAGUCUGCCUGUUGACUACCCCGCCUUACUGAAACCCAUGAUGACAAAGCCAGGCCUUGGAGCAGCCCGGCACGAGGAGUACUACACUUGCCAUUUUUAAUUCAAGGUGCCGAGUGUCCGUGCAGUCCAUUGACCACAUGUGGGUUUAUUAGUGCUCUGAACUCUGGCCGCUGACACUUAAGCACAUGAAUGUACAGGCAGAAUUGUAGGGAGCACCCAUGAGGAGCUAACUUAAUGAGCUUGUGCUGAACCAUCAACACUGAGCUUAACCAAAACACCAUCAACACGUUUUUUAUUGGGAACAAAACCAACACCCCCCCAACUCCAAACCUUGCUUGUCCCUAGUUUAAGGAGAAACCUGUG